Portunus trituberculatus (swimming crab) is the source of this 880-nucleotide messenger RNA. RefSeq lists its product as uncharacterized. The coding region runs from base 96 to 806 and encodes 236 amino acids. NCBI's taxonomy places the organism in Eukaryota, Metazoa, Arthropoda, Malacostraca, Decapoda, Portunidae. The transcript is spliced from 6 exons. The record is from RefSeq and is a predicted model, not a curated record.
UAAAAGUUCGUAACAUAUAAGACAGACUAUCUGGCUGACCGUUACUUCUGUUGUUAAUUUCCUAAGAGAUCUGUGCCGCAGCAAGAUUCAUCGUGAUGUUGCUCAUGGUGAUUGUGUUGUGCGCCGGGCUGGUGACGGCCGCCCCAGGUAAACAGCCCAAGGACGACAGUCUGAACCACUACAUGGACCUGGUGAUGGACAAUCUGCAGGUUAUGCUGGUGGAAAAUGGCUUGGAUCCCGUUGCUCUCCCUAACACCUCGAUGGGUUUCAGUGACACUGUGCUGGGCGUUGAGUGGCACGGCGAGGCGAAGCUGUAUGACGGGUGGAUGCGCGGACUGGCAUCCAUUCAUCGCUCUGCCAAUGCCGAGUUCAUAAAAAAUUCUGCGGGUGUUAUUCGCGGCAUUCUGGCAAGUCUGAGUCUCGGCGAAAUGAAGGGCCACUAUGUGUGUCUGGCCAAGUUCAUGGAUUUGGGUCCCGUUGCUGACGUCUUCAUUGAUGUCAGAGGAUCAGAUGUUUACUUCGAGGCUCUUCUGGACACUCAUCAAUGCAAAUUUAGAGCUGAAGUGUUGAAAGUGACCAAACUUGGAUCUAUUAAUGUGUCCAUUGAGGGAUUGAGUGUGCUUGGGUGGAUUGUGGCGAGCCUGAUGGACUUUGUCAUGAUAUUUAUCGGUGGUUUUGUGAGUAGUUUUGUAGAAACAGUGAUGAAAGAUAUGACUGAUCAGGUUCUGGACAGUAUUGACCUUUCACUUUUAGGUCCAGUUCUUGGAUGUGAUCCUGCUGCUGCUCAGUUGAUUCAGCUUCACUAAGAUCUUGCAAUGGAACGUGAAAGUUUCCUCUCCAUGUUUGCCACACCCAAUAAAAAGUAAUGCAACAAUUUGUA